Effrenium voratum is the source of this 963-nucleotide messenger RNA. NCBI's taxonomy places the organism in Eukaryota, Dinophyceae, Suessiales, Symbiodiniaceae. The record is from the annotation of a GenBank genome assembly.
AUGGAGGCGCUGUGGAAGUGCCACUUCAAGGCCGGCCCGGAGCUGGACCGCCUCUCGGCCCGGGUGCUGACUUUCCUGUCGGACGUGGAGCUGAGAAGGGGCAGCGGCAAUGCGCAGUCUCUCCGGCUUGCCUGGUUCGACCUUUGCCUGGCCUGCUGCUCGGUUUCGGAGAAGCUGGCCAUUGCGAAUCGCUUCGACAAGGUGCUCGAGGACUCCUCCAACUCCGACAGCACGCCAGGCUUCGCAAGCCAGCGACGUCGAGUGUCCCCGUCCCGUCCCGCUGCAGACGACCCGGAGCCAGAUGUACUCGAGGAGCGCGAAUCCAUUGACCCGCUGCCGAGGGUGCUGCUCAAAGGGCUGCAGGUGCUGCGGAAGCCCCACGUGCCCGGCAUCCAGCACAAGACUGAGCCGAAGAUGAUCUUCUCCGCCGAGCCGGUGCGGAGUCUGGCUGGCAGAGGGUGCUGGUUCGAGAUGCGAAUCGACUCCCUGGCGGGGGGCGAGAUGAGCCCCAUGGGCAUCGGCUUCACCGGCACCGACCCCGAGACGCUGAAGGGCGAGGCGGCCCCAGCGCUGCCGGGCUGCGCAGGCCGCAUCCCCAAAUCCUACGUAUGUGGAUAUGCCCGAUCCCUCUACUGGAACGGAGAGAAGAGGGAGGCGGCCUCCAUCUUCAGCCGCCUCGCGCCGGCGAGGACCUUCACCAUCGGCGCCCUCGCGAAUGUGAUGGGCGGCCUGGAGAUCUUCAUCAAUCGCCGGCUGGUCCUCUCCUACGCACCCGAGGACCUCCUGGAGCGCAUCGACCUGGAGCAGCCCAUCUGGGCCGUGGUCGAUGCCUCCGCAGGCCUCAAGAAGGCCGUCCUGGUGCCGGAUAGUGUGCCGCCGUCUCCGGAAGAGGCCAAUGCCCCUGAGGGGCAGGACCAGGAACCGCCUCAAGAGGAUGAGGAGGACGCUGAGGCGGCCGAAUGA